AUGACGGUACCAGCAGAAAAUGUGAGGGAUGUACUGUCUGUUAGAGUAAUGCGUCUUAAUCGUCCAACAUUUGUUAUACAACGUUGUGAACCAACUGAACUUUAUCUGGAUGAUAUAGCAGGAUGUUUAACAGCAUCUGACGCAGGUAUUCGUGGAGACCUUGAUGGUAUUGCGUUAAAUCUUUUAUCUGCUGGAAAUAUACCUCCCUCUUCAAAUUCUCAUGAAUCUCUUAACUAUGAUCAUAAAUUAAAUAACGACAGUAAAGAUAAUUAUAAUUACAUACAACCAAAAGUUGGUGGAUAUAGUGAACUGUUAAGUUUAAAUCAUUCGUUUGGUACUAUCUAUUUGGGUGAAACAUUCUCGGCACAUAUAAAUUUACAUAAUGAAAGUAAUCAAAUUUGUUACAAUGUUGAAUUAAAAGUUGCUCUUCACAACCGUAUCGAAUCGAUCACUUUACCGAUAUUCACUUCUUUAAGUGGUCAUUCUAAUAGUACUGUUGGUUCACGUAAUUCUUCAACAAAUUCAGAAUCAUCAAAUACUCAUACAACUCCAGGACAAUCAUUGAAUGCGAUUAUCAGUCAUGAAUUGAAAGAAUUAGGCGUUCAUAACCUGCGAUGUACGGUCUCAUAUUUUCAAACUAGUUCUCACGGUAAAUCAGAAAGUUCAUCUCAUGUGGUAGCAUAUGAAUCUCCACGGUUAACAUCAGGUGUUUCAUCUCGUGAUACUAUUAGUAAACGUGAACCAAUUACAUUUCAACGCUUAUAUAAGUUUAUGGUCAACAAACCUUUGGAUGUUCGAAAGAAAUUUUCAAUAGUUGAUAUUGAUCAUAGUGUACUUAUGGAAACACAAAUUCAAAAUCUCACUGUAACACCAAUUAUACUUGAACGUGUUUUAUUCGAAUCAAAUCCUCAAUUCAGUGUGAUUGAUUUAAAUAAUUUACAGUUUGAUAAAAAAUCUCAUUCUAACACUCCAACGUAUUAUUUACAACCGAAUGAUGUGCAACAAUUUUUAUACCGUUUAAUACCGACAACAACCAAUUCAUCGCCUUUAUUAAAUCUAUCAUCUACCAAUUCAUCAAUACCAACUUCAACUGUGCCUGAUCCAAUUCCAGUUUCUUCCACAACUACCCGUCAAGUGUCAAUAUCAGCUGGACGUCUAGACAUUACAUGGAGAUCACUUAUGGGUGAAAGAGGACGCUUACAAACAAGUUCUUUAAAAUACGAACUUCCUACUUUUGGUGAUAUUCAGUUGAGGGUUUUAACUAUUCCAUCCACUGUGACAACAGAACAACCAUUCACAUUAAAGUUUGAAUUAACUAAUUGCAGUAAAAUGAAUUUAGACUUAAUACUUAGUUUAUGUUCAACUAAAUACAAUGAUUCUUCUUCAAUUCCAAUUCAAUCAAUCAUCAAUGAAAAUGAAAAUACCUCUAAUAAUAAUAAUGAUAAUAAUAAUUCAAUUCAAUUAACAAAUAGUUAUUUACCAUUGAUUGUUUGGUUAAGUAAAACUAGACAAAAACUUGGCAAAUUAUUACCUGGUCAAUGUAUUCCAUUUGAAUUGAAUUUAAUGGCUACAUUACCUGGGUUACAUAUGAUUUCCGGUUUAUGCAUUCAUGACUUAACAAUGAAUCGUGAUUAUGAAUUUAACAAUUUAACUCAUGUUCUUGUUUUUACCAAUAGUGCUGUUUCAGCUUAA
Molecule: messenger RNA, 1692 nt
Organism: Schistosoma mattheei
Lineage: Eukaryota; Metazoa; Platyhelminthes; Trematoda; Strigeidida; Schistosomatidae
Source: the annotation of a GenBank genome assembly